AUGUUGAUGGAUCACACUGCUUCUGGUCAUGUGAUCCCUCAACUUGAUAUGGCCAGCUCCGCCAGGAAAACUGAAUUAGCUGGCCCAGAAUAUUCUGGAUCAACUGGUGUGGUCUACCCACUCACCACUCAAGGAAUCAAUCAGAAAUUGGAAUAUGCAGCCCAAAUGAAAGCACAGGCAGAACAGGAGUAUGGAACUCUAUCUGGUACUACCCAUAAUGAUAGAAACCUGCAGGCUUGGACUUGGACUUACGCACCACCAGGCUCAGAGGAUCCAUUGACUGUACCAUCAUCGAGCCAAUCGACUGUACCAUCAUCAAGCCAAAGUGAUGAUUCAUCUGACAACCAUGUGUUCAAAUAUAUAAUAGGAGGAGGUUUGGUGGUGAUUGCUGGUUGUGCUGCUGCUGCAUUAUGCUGCCUUAGAGACCAAUUUAAAUGUCCAAAGCGUGAAGUGAAAGCAGAUAUCGAGAACCAUAAGUGA
Melampsora larici-populina 98AG31 is the source of this 480-nucleotide messenger RNA. RefSeq lists its product as uncharacterized. The record is from RefSeq and is a predicted model, not a curated record. The coding region runs from base 1 to 480 and encodes 159 amino acids. The transcript has 2 exons. NCBI's taxonomy places the organism in Eukaryota, Fungi, Basidiomycota, Pucciniomycetes, Pucciniales, Melampsoraceae.